AUGUAUUUUUAUAACCUAGUCCUGUUGUUCGGACUCUGUGGGGCCUCUUCGCACCUCAACAAGAGGUCCGAGGAGUUUGUCAUCGACCGCAACAACUUCCCGUACGUCCCAUUUGACAUAGGCGAGUCUUACGGUGGCCUGCUUCCUGUGUCUUCCAAUCCCAAUGACACGCAGAAAUUGUACUUCUGGUUCUCGCCUUCAGAGAACCCUGCAGCAAGCAACGACAUCACCAUCUGGCUGAAUGGCGGGCCGGGAUGCUCGAGUCUGAUUGGGUUGCUCCAGGAGAACGGCAACUUCCUAUGGCAGGCUGGCACAACGCAGCCGGUCGCGAACCCCUGGGCGUGGACCAAGCUCACGAACAUGGUCUGGAUCGACCAGCCCGUGGGCGCUGGGUUUUCUCAAGGCGAACCCACUGCUUACGGCUCGGAUGACACUGCCGAUCAGUUUCUGGGCUUUUGGAAGAACUUCGUCGACACGUUCAAUUUGACGAAUCGGGAAGUGUACAUGACAGGAGAAAGCUAUGCUGGCAAAUACAUUCCUUACAUUGCCAAGGCAAUGCUGGAUGCCAACGACACGGAAUACUUUAAUGUCCAAGGAACUAUGCUCAUUGAUCCAGCCAUAAGCCCAGAUGUAGCGUUGGUUGAAAUCCCCAUGCUCGACUUUGUCGAGAACAACCAAGCAUUCCUGCGGCUCAACUCUUCAUUCAAAGAUGAGAUUCGCACAGUCCACCAAGAACAGUACAAUUAUACUUCAUUCUUCGACACAUAUUUCAAAUUCCCCACCACGGGCCCUAUGCCAACCCGGCCGGAUAUAGACGAGGGAUCCUCCCCCUUCCGUACCUACGUCACCGAGGCCGCUACUCUGAUCAAUCCCUGCUUCAACGUCUACCACGUUACCGAUACCUGCCCAAGCCUCUACGACCCAUUGGACACGUUCGAUGCCGCCAACACAGGCCUGGGGGGCUACUUCAACCAGACCGAGGUCCAGCGCGCAAUGCACGCCCCGGAAGUCUCCUACUCCACCUGCGGCCCGCGGUCCGUCUUCGUUAACGACAGCGCAACCGGCGGCCCGGGGAACGGCGGCGACCUGGCCCCACCCGCGUCCUUCGGCGCGCUCCCGGCCGUGUUCGACGGCGUUCCUCUGAACCUGGUCCUGAACGGCGCCCUCGAUAUGCUGAUCCCCUCCGUGGGCACCCUGUUUGCCCUGCAGAACGUGACCUGGCGCGGGGCGACCGGCUUCAGCGCCGAGCCGACGCAGACGUUCGUCGUGCCGUCUUCGACGGGCAAUGCUAGUCUUACCGGACAGGCCGGAGAGAUGGGCACGUGGGCUUACGAGAGGGGUGUUGUGUUUGUGGGUGUUGCUGGGGCGGGUCAUGAGUUGCCGGAGUAUAACCCCAGUGCUGCAUUUAGGCUGCUCGAGGUGCUACUUGGGAGGGUUGGUGUCGAAGACGGCCUUGGGCAGGGGGUUGAUUGGACUACGCCACUGACAUGA
Diaporthe citri is the source of this 1491-nucleotide messenger RNA. RefSeq lists its product as uncharacterized. Lineage: Eukaryota; Fungi; Ascomycota; Sordariomycetes; Diaporthales; Diaporthaceae. The coding region runs from base 1 to 1491 and encodes 496 amino acids. Gene Ontology annotation, biological process: proteolysis. Gene Ontology annotation, molecular function: serine-type carboxypeptidase activity. The record is from RefSeq and is a predicted model, not a curated record. The transcript is spliced from 3 exons.